This is a messenger RNA of Ceutorhynchus assimilis (cabbage seed weevil), 1487 nucleotides long. The record is from the annotation of a GenBank genome assembly. NCBI's taxonomy places the organism in Eukaryota, Metazoa, Arthropoda, Insecta, Coleoptera, Curculionidae.
AUUUUUACAAAUAAACCAUUUUGAGAAAAGAUAACCAGCAAAGUACAAUUUUAAAUGUUGCUUAUGAAACAAUGAAGAUUUCCACACUAUUUCUUGGUUUAUUUUUGUUAUACGCGAAUAGUGCAAGUGCCCAAAGUAAUCUUUCUAUAAUAGACAUAAUCGAUAACUUGGGGUUGAUAGAUUUUCUGUUUUUGGAUAAUCCUCAAAAUAUUUUGGACGAAAUUAAUCUCGAGAAGGCAUGUAAUGCAAUAAGAAAUCAAAACUGGACCACUUCGUGUGCAAGGCAACUGGAAGUUAUUUGCAAUGAUCAGAAAAAUCUUAUCAGAAUGCUGGAUGCCAACUCAAAAUUUCCUUAUACUGGAAUGCUUGUAAGAACUAAAAUAGAUUUAGGCAGUUUUGAUGAAUGUGUUGAACUAGAUGUAACACAAAAUGAGACAAAUAUUCUGGGAAAGUAUUGUUUAAAUGGAUUAAUUAUUCCAACUACACCCUUAAAUGAUUCUGAUUUAAUUGAGAAAGCUUAUAAACUAGCAACAUGCAUCCCAGAUCAAUGUUCUGCAAUGGAUUUAUUGGAAAUGUUGAAUUUAACUGAUAUUUAUCCACUGUUUAAUGACUUUAAUUGUCAAACCAAAAACUCUUAUAAGCAGUUGGGAUGGGAUGAUUAUGCAGUAAUUUCUCUCUUUGCUGCACUUUUUCUGGUUUUAGUAUUAGCCACCCUGCUUGAAGUCAUUUACUGUUAUACGAAAAAGGAUCAUAAAAAUCUUUUCAUCGAAGCUUUCUCAGUGCUUCACAAUAGCAAAAAGAUCUUCAGCACAUCUGAAAGAUCCAGAGAACAAAUAGGAGUUUUACAUGGAAUACGUGUAGUUGCCAUGUUUUACAUUGUAGUCGGACAUGCUUACGUUUCUAUGGAGGCUAUACCGGGCUAUGAUAUCGAAUUUAUAGACAAUUUUAAAAAAAGCUGGAAAUCAAUCUACAUCAUGAGAAGUUAUUUGGAUGUGGACUCGUUCUUUUUUCUAUCCGGAUUAUUAUUUGCCUACCAAUAUUUGAAACUGAAACCUACAAACUUGUUGAACCACGUUCGAAGAAUUCCAAUGUUGAUUUUUCAUAGAUACAUAAGGAUAACUCCUGUAGCAGCUUCAGCUUAUUUGAUAGUAACAACGGUUUUGGCACAUUUAGGUGACGGUCCUAUUUACCAAGACCUUGUCAAACCUGAACGUGAAACUUGUAUAAAGCAUUGGUGGUCAUAUUUUUUGUAUUUACAGAAUUAUGCUAAUUAUGACCAUAUUUGUAUUUUGCCUACUUGGUAUCUUUCAGCAGAUUUUCAGCUAUUCCUAAUAGCUCCUCUGGUACUAAUACCAGUGGCAAUCUAUAUAAAAUCGCAUUUCAAAUUAGUUAUGGGACAUUUAGCACUUUUGAAUGUAUUAGUGACAAUCCUACCAGUGGCUUAUAAGUUAUGGUUCAAGGAGUUUGACAAGCAAGUAUUUUCUUAA